ACAACAACAACAUCAACAACAUCGACAACAGUUACUGUACAGGGGCCGCAUGGACCUCCACACCGGGCUCCUCGGGGGCCUCGGGGCCCUCGGGGGCGGGGACCACGCCCACCGGGACACGCUCACUCUGAACCUGCUGCUGAUUGGCGACAGGCAGAGUGGGAGGAGCUCCGUGGGGAACGCUCUGAUUGGGGGAGAAGAGUUCCAAACCGGCCUCGGCGUGACGCCGGAGCUCCGCCUCCUCAGCCGAAACUUCCAGAGUUUUUUCCGAAGACAGGGGGCGGAGUCAGACCUCACCCUAAGGGUGGUGGACACGCCCCCUGUGUUGCCCCACCCACAGGGCGUGCACGAGCUCUGCCCCGAGGGCGUGCACGUGCUCGUGCUCGUCGUGAGAGCCGACCUGCCGCACGACAACACACACCUGGAGGAGCAGAUGGAGAUUCUCUUCGGGCCUGCGUGGCGGCGUCACGCUUUACUCGUUCUCACGCACGCCGACCACCUGAGGGAGGCGGGGCUUCAACCGUUCGACUACCUAACGCAGGCCAGCGAUUGGCUGAGAGCUCUGGCUCAAGAGGUUGGAGGAGGAGUCUCGUUCUUGGACAACACCUGCGAUUGGCCGUCGGUCAGGGGGCGGCCCCUGAGGGACCGGUUGCUCCGCCUCUCGGCCAGGAACCACCACAGAGCGCUGACGGUGAGGAGGUCUCACUCGGACUGAACUUCAGAGGAACUACAACCUGACUCAGGUUCUACCCACAACCACCUGGGAGAGGAACGGUUCUUUAAUAUCCAAUAUUCAAAGGGAACCUCAUUGAAUAGUAAAGGUUCUUUAACAGAACACCUGGGGGUUCUAGAGGAACCUUUUGAAGAUGAAAGAGCAGGAGGUUCUCGUUGUGUUUUUAUCUUUUAUUAUCUCUCAGUUGAUGGAUCUUCU
Messenger RNA from Pseudoliparis swirei, 931 nucleotides. RefSeq names its product GTPase IMAP family member GIMD1-like. NCBI's taxonomy places the organism in Eukaryota, Metazoa, Chordata, Actinopteri, Perciformes, Liparidae. Gene Ontology annotation, molecular function: GTP binding. The transcript is spliced from 4 exons. The record is from RefSeq and is a predicted model, not a curated record. Bases 50 to 715 code for a protein of 221 amino acids.